Molecule: messenger RNA, 1848 nt
Organism: Candidozyma auris
Lineage: Eukaryota; Fungi; Ascomycota; Pichiomycetes; Serinales; Metschnikowiaceae
Product: ATP-dependent RNA helicase
Exons: 1
Coding region: 1-1848 (615 amino acids)
Cellular component (GO): mitochondrion
Molecular function (GO): nucleic acid binding; ATP binding
Source: RefSeq, a predicted model, not a curated record
AUGCUUUUUUCUUGUAUCCCUUUGAAAGCAUCUAUACGAGUAUUGCCGCCGGCAAUAUCUAUACGAUGUUUUGCCUCGGCUUUGGCGGCUCCUACCCGCUAUAAAGACCUCAAGCAGAUAUACAAGUCUCCAGAGCUCUUACAAUACAACGAUAAGGAGAUCACCGUGGAGCAGCUUGGUGGGAUUCACGCCUUUGAUCCCAAGAUCUCUGGUGCUUUCAAAAAGCUUGGUUAUGAACUGCUCACGCCCGUCCAAGCUCGCUCCAUCGUGCCCAUGAUGGUAGAGGAGAAUGGUGUGGUUUGCAGAGCUAAGACUGGCACUGGUAAGACAAUGGCGUUCGUGAUACCUACGGUCCAAAACGCCUUGGACUAUUAUUUCGAGACAAAAAGAGGCUAUGGUAAAGUCCAUUCCUUGAUCAUCGCUCCUACUAGAGAUUUGGCGUUGCAAAUCAAGGACGAGUACGAGAAACUCUUGCUGAAGGACAGGGCCUUGUCAAAAAUCAGAGUGAGGCUUUGUAUCGGUGGCAAGUCGGACUCGUUCACAUAUGCGCCAUCUAUUAUGGUGGCCACUCCAGGACGUUUAGAGGCCAACUUGAGAAACCCUCGUUUCUCGGCCCUUUUCUCUGAUUUGAAGUAUAGAGUAUAUGACGAAGCAGACAGAUUGUUGGAUCAAGGUUUCGAAGAAAGCUUAAUUAAUAUCGACACCAUGCUUAGAGAGGCCCGGGUGAAGGCGCUCAAUCCUACCACAAAAAUGAGGUCUGUGCUCUUCAGUGCUACUGUUGAUAAGAGAGUCGACGAGUUUGCCAGGAACACAAUGGGAGACGACUACCGCUACAUUAAUUGCGUGCCUGAGGAUGAGCCUGAGGCCCACGAAAACAUUCACCAAACAUUGGUCAAAACGAAGAACUCUUACGAAUCCCAUGUGGCUGCGUUCACCGACAUUUUCCGCAACUUGGCUACCAAGCCCAACUACAAGGCCAUUAUGUUCGUUCCUACUGUCAGCGGCACUGACUAUUUGUACGGGAUCUUGCGUGGUGGCGCAAAUGCUGGUCUUAUAGACAGAGACACCAUGAGAUCGAGCAGAACAUCCAUUCUCAAGCUUCACGGACAGAUCUCCCAGGGAAAGAGAGACAAGGCUACUACAGAAUUUAGAACUUGCAAAUCUGGUGUUUUGGUCUGUACGGAUGUAGCAACUAGAGGUAUGGAUUUCAAAAACGUCACCGAUGUAAUCCAGAUCUGUCCUAGUUCCGAAGUUGCUGAUUAUGUCCACAAGGUCGGCAGAACAGCCAGAGCUGGUACAUCUGGUAAUGCCACCCUCUAUUUGUCCAAGUCUGAACUACCUUACGUUCGCUAUUUGCAGAAAGAGAGAGGUAUCAAAUUCUCGAAAGAGGUGGAAUACGAAACCAUGUCAGAGGACGCUCCUGAGUUCGAAAAGAUCAGAAUUUACGAGGAUGAGACUGAGGAUUACAUUCGCAGUUAUCUAGGAUUUGCUCGUGGUAUAAUAUCGUCUUACCGCUUGAAGAUGGAGGAUGCCAUUGCAAACAUCCUGAACUUGUACAGAUCCUUGAUAAAGGAUCCUAACGCUAAGAUUGAAAUCUCAAGAAAAAUGUUCUUGCAAAUGGGUCUUAGAGAUCCACGUGGCGAGUACUUCAAUGUUCCUGGCGGAGUUCCUCGUUUGGGCGGCAAAGACGAUCGCAAGGGAGGAUUCAAGGGCAACUUCAAGAAGCGAGGCAAUAACUUUGGAUAUCGUCAAUCCAAUUAUCAGUCGUCUGGAAAGUUCACAGACCGUAUAGACAAGCGCUACAAUGAUAGAAACUCUAAAAGGACCUUCGACUCUAGGUUCUAUUAG